This is a messenger RNA of Orussus abietinus, 2151 nucleotides long. RefSeq names its product SET and MYND domain-containing protein 4. The coding region runs from base 99 to 1985 and encodes 628 amino acids. Gene Ontology annotation, molecular function: protein binding. NCBI's taxonomy places the organism in Eukaryota, Metazoa, Arthropoda, Insecta, Hymenoptera, Orussidae. The record is from RefSeq and is a predicted model, not a curated record. The transcript is spliced from 5 exons.
AGUAUCGAAACUACGUAGCAAGUGCGAAGUAAGCAAGAGUAAUCAAAAAUAUUAUCGCGAAGAAUUCGUACAGUAUCGAAAUAAGGUAUUUAAGUGAAAUGGAUCGUGUUUUGCUUACUGUAAACCAAAAAUUAUUUGAAAUGAACCGGUACAAAGAGCACUGUGUCAAAUUUAAGACAUUCACCACCGACGAACAAAGGAUUAUAUAUACGUUUAAUCUUAUCCAAGAAUUGGGUAUUCGACCAGAGUCAACAUAUUUCAAAAAGGAUGCGGCAUAUUCUAGAUUCGUCAGAGAAGUAGGCAAUGAAGUAUUUACUGCAGGUCCUGCCGAUGGUUUACGGUAUAUGACUGCCCUGAAAGCUUACUCGGAGAGCAUCGCUUUUGCCCCUCUUAGAUCAAAGGAGCUCGCUCUGGCUUAUGCCAAUAGGUCCGCAGUUCUGUUACGAUUUAAGAAAUAUAAGGAAUGUCUGGGAGAUAUCGACAGAGCUUUGAGUCUUGAUUACCCUGAUAAUUUAAAGCGGAAGCUGUUACUGCGCAAAAGAAUGUGUCGUAAGGCUCUCGGAGAGCCAGAAUGUGAAAAAAUGUUUAAGAAAGCUGGCCGAUCGACAAAGAAAGGUUCAACAAAGGAGCAUACAAAAGCCAUUCCUGAAAAUUUAGCUCAAACGAACGGACAGAAUGAAACACAAAGACAGGUGGAAGAAACAGAAUACCCUCUUCCAAAGAUUACCUCCUGUAAUCCUGAAAUUCCUUUUGCCUGUGAUGCCAUAACAAUUGAAUAUGACGAUACUUUUGGGAGGCAUCUUGUAGCUACGCGAGACAUAAAACCUGGAGAAAUCCUUUUCGUUGAAAAACCGUAUGCUUUCAUGUUGAGACCGGAUAAUACGUAUACACAUUGUGCCAAAUGUUUAAACGUUGCUUGGGACAGCAUUCCAUGUGAUCAUUGCGUUCACGUAGUGUUUUGUUCCGAAAAGUGCAAGAAAGAAGCAUUUAAAGAGUUCCAUGACAUCGAAUGUUCCGUAAUUAGUCUUUUGUUGAAUCUAGAAAUGGACAUACUCAGCUUUCUGGGUAUGAGGCUCGCUAUAAUUGCCAUGAAGAAAAUGGGCAAUUCAGAGGCAUUGCGAAAAGAGUUUGAGAUUGUCGAUAACUGGAAAGAUCCUCGAACACGUGGGUACUCAGAUGAUGGAAAAUUUAAUGGUGAAGAUUACCGCACUGUGUACAGCGCACCAACUAAUACUGAUAAGAUGCCUGUGGAAGAUCUCUUUCGCAGAGCUUUAUGUACAACAUACAUUCUCUUUUUUUUGGCAACGAGGACUAUGAUGUUUGGAAAGAAGUUGGGAGCGAACCUUCUAGCCCUUGCGAAGAACCCGGAACUUACCUUUGUUGGUGGAAUGAUAUUCCGUCACCUACUAAUAGGUCCUCGCAAUGUUCGUACGUUCCGAGAAGAACAAGAGUGUGGAGAUGUUUGGCGUGGUGCAGUCUUUGUACCAUUUACCAGCCUUUGUCUUCACAGUUGCGAUCCCAAUGUCACUCGGCAGUCUAUAAAGCAGCAUGUGGUUGUUUAUGCUCUUCAACCAAUUAAAAAAGGUGGUCAGUUGUUCAGUAACUAUGUGCCUUUCUUCGGUAUUAUGAAAAAGGAUGCUAGGCAGAAGAGACUCAAAGAACUGUUUUACUACGAGUGCAAAUGUCGACCAUGCAACGAGAAUUGGCCUACGCAUUUAGAACUGCCAUCGUAUACGCACUGGGUCACUUCUUCGCGUGAAAUGGAAAAAAUCGAGGAAGCUCUCCGAAAUUUUGAUCGAUACUGGCAUCUGGUAGCAGUAGGGGAUAUUAAAAAGGAACCUAACCUGUUAAAGUAUAUGUUCAAGGUGGUCGAGGUCUUGUCUGAAAGUGUACCUCUGCCGUGUAUAGAAAUGAUCGACGCCAUUAAGGCAAUUACAUACAUCGAAGCAUUACAAGGAAACACUUUUUUCAUACCAGACAUUUAAAGGUCUGCCACCGUGAGCGUUUUGUAAGUUUUAUGUGGAUUCAGAAAUCCUACCGAAAGUAUUUUUAGAACGACUGAGUUGAAUAUGUUUCUUAAGGUCAUAUGAAAGUGUCAUAUAUACAUACAAAAAAAUCAAAAUAUUUAUAAAACUUUUCAUCAAAUUGGGU